This is a messenger RNA of Bemisia tabaci, 16640 nucleotides long. RefSeq names its product plexin A (gene PlexA). Lineage: Eukaryota; Metazoa; Arthropoda; Insecta; Hemiptera; Aleyrodidae. Gene Ontology annotation, molecular function: semaphorin receptor activity; protein binding. Gene Ontology annotation, cellular component: semaphorin receptor complex; plasma membrane. Gene Ontology annotation, biological process: semaphorin-plexin signaling pathway; regulation of cell migration. The record is from RefSeq and is a predicted model, not a curated record.
UUUCCUGAGCGCGGGCGGCGUUUGUGCGUUCUCGACCUAUUCGCUAUGGAUUCUUAGCAGACAUCUGUUUUUACCUCUAUCGUUAAAUUGUGUCAGUGUUUGGUUCCGCGUCUUUAGUUUUAUAAUAAAGGAAAAUCGUGCGUGUAAGAAGGAAGUCUUAACGAAUUUCGGUCGCGUAAACAAGUGGUUUUUAUUCAUUUGAGUGUUCUGUUGUUGUUCGCCGAGCAAUGGCGCCUGCCGAUGUGUACGGAAUUGAACAUCUCCUGAGCUGAGAUGACUGGCGUCUGUCUGACUUUUAAUUUUUACUAGUUGAGGGUAUGAUGUGACAGAAUUGGUGUCAUGUCUUGCCGUGUGAGGCAACUGUUGACGUGGGUGGCUGUCAGUUUCCUGUCUCUAGCCGGAGCCAACAUCGUUCGGACAUACAAUGAAACAGAAAGCAUCCUUAAUCACCUAGUCAUUGAUAAAAAUACUGGUCGCAUCUAUGUUGGAGGAGUCAAUAAGUUAAUUCAGCUUUCAUCUGACCUUCAUCCUGUUGCAACUGCUGUCACCGGACCCUUUGAAGAUUCUCCAGAAUGUUCAACUCUCAACUGCCCCUCUGGAGCUGUGAAAAAGCUCACCAACAACUACAACAAAGCCCUCGUCAUAGAUUACACCAAAACAAAAUUAAUAGCUUGUGGAAGCUUGUUCCAAGGUAGUUGUUCCGUACGUAGUAUGGAGAACAUCUCAGAAGUAUAUGAAGAUGUCAAGGAAGCAGUUGUGGCCAACAAUGCCAAGGCUUCAACUGUUGCAUUCAUCGCUCCAGGCCCGAAAAACUCCCAAGGUGCACAUGUCAUGUAUGUGGGAGUCACUUUCACAGGGGAUUCACCGUACCGUUCAGAGGUUCCAGCCGUGGCAUCCCGAAGUCUAGAAUCUGGGAAGAUGUUCACCAUCGCUGAAUCCAUGGUAACAACUGGAACAAGGAUGUUUGUCAACACACUAGCAAGAGAGCGCUUCAUCAUUAACUAUGUGUACGGUUUCAGUUCAGAAGGUUUCAGUUACUUUCUGACGACACAAAUGAAAUCGAGUAGUUCGCCUCCGUAUAUUUCGAAGCUUGUGCGGGUUUGUCAUGACGAUUCAAGUUAUUACUCAUACACGGAAAUCCCGUUAGUUUGUACAUCAAGUGAAGGGAAGCAUUAUAAUCUUGUGCAAGCUGCAUAUGUUGGAAAGUCCGGUUCAGUGUUGGCGGGUAACUUAGGGAUUACGCAGCAAGAUGAUGUGUUGUACGGUGUGUUUUCGGAAAGUGUAACCAAAGAGGGAGAAGGUGCAAAUAAACCGAGUGACCAAAGUGCGUUGUGUUUCUACUCGCUGAAGAGUAUUCGCCGGAAGUUCAUGAGCAACAUAAAGCAUUGCUUUAGUGGACAAGGAGAUCGUGGUUUGGACUUCAUCUCUACAAGCCUUCCCUGCGUACCAACGAAGCUGCAAACGAUUGACGAGGACUUCUGCGGGCUGGACGUGAACACGCCGAUCGGGGGCGAGAGUCCCGCCUCGGCGGUGGCCCCCCUCCUCUUCGACAAGCGACUCACAGCCGUCGCCGCCACCUCCACCGGCAACUACACCGUCGUCUUCGUUGGAACCGCCGACGGACACCUCAAAAAGAUUGUGGUUGAAUCAGAUAAAGUUGCGCAAGAGUACCGAGACCUGGAGAUAGACCCUGGUUCUUCCGUCAACGCAGAUCUAGCCUUUGAUCCACAGCUGAUGAAUCUCUAUGUCAUGACAGAAAAGAGAAUAUCGAAAGUAAGGGUACAAGAAUGCAGUGUUUACCGCAACUGCCUUGAGUGCCUUGGUGCGAAAGACCCUUAUUGCGGAUGGUGUUCCUUGGAAAAUAAGUGCAGUCUCAGAAGUGAUUGUGCAGAUGCUGCCAAAGAUGCCUUAUAUUGGAUUUCAUACAAAAGUGGUCGAUGUACAACUGUCAUCUCUGUCACACCUAAGGAGCUCCAAAGAACUACUGCUCGAACGCUUGAGCUGGCCAUUGAGAACUUACCAACUCUUUCUGGACAAUUUCUGUGUGCUUUCUCAAUAAUGGACAAGACACUUAUCACAAAUGCAACCCUCAAACAAGGCGGUAUCACCUGUACAACACCUCGCACUGAUGUACUUCCUCCAAUUCAACAAGGACAACAUAAUUUUACUGCCAAACUUUCGGUACGAAUGACAUCUGGUCCAGAUUUUGUAGCAACUAACUUCACUUUUUUCGAUUGUAAUACCUACACAUCAUGCACUCAGUGUGUAUCAUCUUCAUUUCCUUGUGACUGGUGUGUUGACGGCCAUCGAUGUACACAUGACACGGCAGAAAACUGCAGAAACGAUAUUUUAGUCACUGGAGUUAGCCGCCAAGGACCAAGUUUUCGCAUUGGCCCAGCAUUUUGUCCCAUAAUCAAUGGAACAGAAGUUUCAGAGAUUCUUAUUCCAUCAGGAGCAAACAAAGUUGUUGGAGUGAAAGUUCACAUUAUUGGACAAUUCAUCGUGCAGACUCGUUUUGUGUGUCAAUUUAACAUCGAGGGACGUGUUACAAGUGUGAAUGCUAAUUUACUGGGUGACACCAUCUAUUGUGAGCCUAUGGAGUUUUCCUACACAUCUCGCGCACCAUUCAUCACUGCAACGUUUGCUAUCAUUUGGGGUGGCACAAAGCCUUUAGAUAACCCAGACAAUGUUCGCAUAAUAAUUUACCGGUGCCAUGACAUGGUGGACAAUUGUGGUAUGUGCCUUGCUCUUGAGGAAAAAUACGACUGCGGCUGGUGUCAAAGCUCAAACCGAUGUGAAGUUAGCGAUCAGUGUGACCGCGUCAACUUAGGUGCCGCAGUGUGGCUGAACAGAACUCAAACUUGCCCUAACCCGGAAAUCACAUCUUUUGAGCCGAUGUCAGGACCAUGGGAAGGUGGAACCAUUAUUACUAUCAAUGGAAUUAACCUUGGGAAAACCAUCGAUGACAUUUAUACAGGUGUGUCAGUGGCGGGAAUCAUCUGCCAGCCAGACAAGUCUCGAUAUGAAAGGACGGAGCAAAUAGUGUGUAAAAUCGAUGGACCUGGUAAACCUGACGAGCGUUCGGGUCCUGUUAUUGUGAAAGUAGCAGAUUUCAGAGGCGAAUCUAAACAGAAUUAUAGAUUUGUGGACCCAAAACCUGAGAGUAUAGAGCCAAAGCACGGACCAAAAUCUGGAGGUACACUCUUGACAAUCCGCGGAAAAUACAUGAAUGCAGGCAGCGUUAUCAGAGCCUUUAUCGAUGAUUUGCCUUGCAUAAUUCAGUCGACGGAACCGCAUCAAGCUAAGUGUGUAACAAGUGCCUCUAGCAGAACACGUCAUGGAAAACUGAAGGUUACUUUUGACAAAGCAGAUCGUCCUUUGGAAGGAGUUAUGUUUGAAUACGUUGAGGACCCAACCAUUGAAUCGGCAGAAUCUGGAGUUUCGGGACAAGUAAAAAUUCCCAAAGGCAUUCCUGCAGGUGGAAUCAAGAUUUCUGUGACAGGGAAAAACCUUGCCUUCAUUCAACGUCCCCAGAUCUAUGUUUACUAUAACAGAAAACAAUACUUUGGGGAAUGUGAAGUCAUGAGUAACUCAAACAUUGCCUGCUUGUCUCCUCGUGUGGAUGUAGAUCAAGAACUUGACGCAGAUCAUCCGCUGGCACUUACUUACGGCUUCAUCAUGGACAAUGUCACCAGUGUGCGCAACCUAUCCAGCCAAUCAAAUUUCAAUGAUUUCCUCAUGUAUCCAAAUCCUAUUUACGAACCAUUUGAUGAGGAAGUCAAAUAUUACAAAAGUGACUAUCUGACUAUAAAUGGGCAACAUUUAGACCGUGCUUGUCAAGAGUCGGAUGUUGUUGUGAAAAUUGGAAGCAGUGCUUGCAAUGUAACAUCCCUAUCUCGUCAGCAGUUAACGUGCCGUCCUCCACUCUCUCAGCCACCUGGAAUAGAUGCGGAACAGGGCCAGCCAAAUGCUCAGGAGUUGCCUGAAGUUGUUGUUAUAGUCGGUGGAAGUCUGCGAUAUCACAUUGGGAAGCUCAACUAUGCAUCACCAACAGCUAUCAACAGCCCUUUGACCAAACCAGCGCUCUUUGGUGGAGUUGCUGUCAUUGUUGUUUUGCUGAUAAUAUUUGUGGCAUUCCUCAUCGCAUAUCGUCGUAAGUCUACAGAAAGCAACAGGGUACUGAAAAAUAUGCAGGAACAGAUGGACAUUCUUGAGCUUAGAGUCGCAGCUGAAUGCAAAGAAGCAUUUGCGGAAUUGCAAACAGAAAUGACGGAUGUGACAGGAGACCUGACAUCAGGCGGCAUUCCAUUCUUAGAUUAUCGAACAUAUGCUAUGAAGAUCCUGUUCCCGAACAACGAAGAUCAUGGUGUCUUACAAUGGGAGAGGCCGGAACUCCUGCGUCGGGAGAGAGGAAUAAGACUGUUUGGCCAGCUCAUAAUGAACAAGACAUUUUUACUCCUCUUCAUUAGAACUCUGGAAAGCAAUAGAUAUUUUUCAAUGAGAGACAGAGUGAAUGUUGCCUCUUUAAUCAUGGUGUCACUGCAGAGUAAAAUGGAAUAUUGCACUGAUAUCUUGAAAACUUUAUUAGCAGAACUCAUUGAAAAAUGCAUGGAAGGGAAAAGCCAUCCUAAAUUACUUUUAAGAAGGACUGAAAGUGUGGCUGAGAAAAUGCUCUCGUCUUGGUUUACAUUCCUACUUUACAAAUUUUUAAGAGAGUGUGCUGGAGAGCCACUCUACAUGUUAUUUAGAGCCAUGAAACAGCAAGUUGACAAAGGUCCUGUUGAUUCAAUCACAUCCGAAGCUAGGUAUUCACUUAGUGAGGAAAAACUAAUACGACAGUCAAUUGACUUUAAGCCAAUGACUGUAUAUGUGUCAAUUUCACAGCAAACAAUCUUCGUUACUGGCCUGGAUCCAAACACGGAGAAUGUUGGUGUGAAAGUAUUAGACUGUGAUACCAUCUCCCAAGUGAAGGAGAAGGCAUUAGACACGAUAUACCGCGCGACACCAUAUUCGCAGCGGCCGCACAAGGACGACCUUGAUGUUGAGUGGCGAACAGGCACUUCUGGGCGCUUAAUCCUCUAUGACGAGGACUCGACUACAAAGAUCGAGGGCGACUGGAAGCGUCGAAAUACGCUCAACCACUACCGAGUCCCUGAUGGUGGCUCGCUCAAUCUAGUCUCAAAACAGUCAUCAAUAUAUAAUUUGUCGAUUCUAUCAGAAAAGAACGACAAGCAACACCACAAGUAUGAAACUCUAAACCUAUCAAAAUUCAAUUCGGCCAGUCCGCCACUCAGUCGGGCGACGUCGCCUCUCAAUCAUGAUCACGAUGGAGGUCUUAAGGUCUGGCAUUUAGUGAAACAUCACGAUAGUGAUGCUCAGAAAGAAGGAGAAAGAGGAAAUAAGAUGGUUUCUGAAAUCUACCUCACUAGGUUACUUGCUACCAAGGGUACCCUACAAAAAUUUGUAGAUGAUCUAUUUGAGACUAUUUUCAGCACUGCCCAUCGAGGGAGUGCUCUACCUUUAGCUAUUAAGUAUAUUUUUGACUUUUUAGAUGAUCAAGCUAUACAGCAUAGUAUCACCGAUCCAGAAGUUGUACAUACGUGGAAAAGUAACAGUUUACCAUUGCGUUUCUGGGUGAAUUUAAUUAAGAAUCCAAAUUUUGUAUUUGAUAUCCAUAAAUCAAAUAUAGUAGAUUCAUGUUUAUCAGUUGUAGCUCAGACAUUCAUGGAUUCCUGUUCAACAUCAGAUCAUAGGCUCGGCAAAGAUUCACCUAGUUCCAAAUUGUUAUAUGCUAAAGAUAUACCUGUGUAUAAAGAUUGGGUAGAGAGGUAUUAUCAUGAUAUCAAAAUGAUGCAGCCUAUUUCAGACCAAGAUAUGAAUGCAAUGUUGGCUGAAGAAUCUAGAGCGCACUCUUCUGAGUUUAACACUAAUUGUGCUUUACAUGAGCUCUAUUCAUAUGCUAUGAAGUACAAAGAACAGCUAACCGUGACCCUGGAAGAAGACGAAUUCUCACAGAAACAGCGCCUAGCGUACAAACUAGAACAAGUAGAGAAAGUAAUGCAAGCAGAAUCGAACCUUUGAUGCGGUCCUACCCAGGCGAUGCCUACCUCGCUGCCCUUUUUUACGAUAAUCGAUUAAUUGCUCGAUGUACGAGUACUUUGCUCAAUAAUUGUGUCGUAUUGUGCUGUGCUAUGCUGUCAAGGAAGACAAAGGAUUUCUCCCCGAAGUGCCUCAGUAGUUGUCUCGUGCAGUAGUUUUGUCUCUCAUGCCACGUUGCGUUGCUUAGGUUUAUACAAAUUCUGUGUCCAUCUGUCUAAGUUUGGGGAAAAUUUAUUCAUCUCUCAGUUUUAGGAUAAUGCAAGAUAACUGAGUUUUCCUGUGUUUUUUUUUAUCAUUUUCUUAAAAUUUUUCUCAAAAUUCAGAAAGCAAUUCUCAUUACACUCCAGAUCAUCAAAAGGAAAAUUCCAAUAAUUAUAUUGAAAAUAAGGAAGUUAGCUUGCUGGUCAAAAAAGAUAAGAAUCGAACUCACAUACCAAAAUGAGGCUUUCAAAUAAAUAUUUUUACACUAAAUGAAAACUUAAUUAUUUUUUCUGAUCCAAAAGUUCUCAACGAGAGAGCCCUGAAUGAGCCAGCCCUGUCUUUAGUACUUUUAAGCUUUACUUAUUCAAAGUACCUUACCAUCAAGGUAAGUGGAGCAUGAAGAUGGUCUGUUAUAGGCCUCUCACCGUAUAGUCAACAUUUUUUUUUUAAAGAGAAAAAUUGCAAAAUAAUGAAUACCGAAAUUUACAAUUUCGUUUUUCUUAAUAAUUUGCUUGUAAGAUAAUUUUCAGUUUGAAUGGUCCUUAAUUUUGCGUUUUUGACUUGCGAACAUCUUAUGAAUGGCUUCAUAAAUUAUCCUAAAAUCCACUGGUGAAUAAUAUUUUUCAGCUCUCGUAUUUUUUGGUUUAGCAAGAAAGCCAAGUUUUCUGUUCCAUAAUUAGCAUUUUAUACUCCCAUUAUACUUGCUGGACAAAAAUAGAUUAGGGAAGUUAAGAUUAAAAUCUGUUCAUGGCAACUGUUCAAAUCUCACCAAAUGCAACCCUUGAAUGACAUCUUUUGAGCUCUAGCUAACGCACACAUUGAGAGACACAAAGAUUUGGUUGCCCUUAGUAGAUUUUAAUCUUGAUUUUAUUUCUCUAAUUUGAUGAUGCCGACUAUAACCCAGGUUCUAGGUAGUUAAUUUUGGAGAUAUCUCCACCCACAACAAGGAACUUAAUUCUUCUGGAAAGUAUGUUUACAACAUUGUCCUAUACAAAAGGUAUGUGUCUUAUAUUUCUUACAAGCUGCUAAGUAGCCAAGGUUUUUAAAUGUUACUGCUAAGCGAUUAUUUUUCACGGUGAGAACUCACAACAUGAGACCUAAGUCUUGAAUGUAUUUCGUUUUAGACUUAAUUUUGUCAUAAAAUAAUGAUAAUGAAGAGCUUACCUCAUUAAAUUCAGUUAAACAAUGAAAUGCUCUUCAGUUGGAUGAGAAUCAGAUUAACAUUUAACGUGUAUUCCAAUUUUGAUAAUUUUUCUCUCAGUAUUUUGAAAUUAAGCGAAAAUUCCCAACACAAUCAUUUCUAUCAUGUGAUUAUAUCGAAAAAAUCUAGUGAUAGAACUUUUUCUACUUUUUUAUUCUUCGAUGCUUGAGGACGUUGAAAGCAAAACCUGUCAACUGCAUUUCAUUGUUUCUGUAUCUAUCUUUUAUUACACUCACUUUUUCCACCAACAACCGUAAAUAUCACAACAAAUUUUUUGACGGUUCUUUUUCAGAAUUUGUUUUGUUUUCUCUAAAAGGAAAAGUCAUGGAACCAUUCAUUAGUGUAUGUUAAGUGCCACUGAGAAAUGAGUGAUAAUGAUUACUAAGAUGCUGAAGUAUUGAAAUGAAUACAGAAAGUUUAGCUUUGAACGUCCUCAUUAAUUGUUUCACUAUCAGGCAAAUGUUCCUGAAUUUUAAAAUUUUCCCAAAAACUAAAAGACUUCCAAAAUUAUAUAUUUCUAGGUUAGCCUUUAAAUUUAUAUUUGUAAUUUAUCGGCCUUUUUUUGUCAUGAUCUUUCCAUUUAUCUGGAAGUAAGCGCCAACAGUUGACUGGAACUUUAAGCCCAUGCAAAUUUUAUCGCUCAAGUUUAUUUAAUAGUAUCUCAAAGCAAUCGUCCCUUCAGUACUUCCUGUAUUUUCUGCUCUCAGCUAGGAAAUUUAUUUCCAAGCUUAAAUUUUUGAGAGGGAGUUAUUCAGCUCAAAUCAAUUGUUUUUUACAGUAUUCUUGUCUGUUUUUAUACUUGCCGUGAAUAUUUUUCUUGUUUUAUGCUUGAGUUUUCUGAUUCUCUCCCAAGAGUUUAUGGUGCAGAGUACAUUGAAUCAAUAGAAGACAAUAAGUUAACAUUUGAGGACUGUGAUGUAAAGUUUGCCCGGUAGUCAUUAAUUACCGUUCGGCAGUUCUAAUCAAUUACUUACAAUUAAGUUAUUUUGUGAGUGUUUCGCUCCUUGAACCUCAGGUCUCUUACAGCAAGAGUUCUGAUUAACGAGAAAGAACUGAAAGGCUGAUAGUUGAAAUUUUUUGUUCGUUGAUGAGCCGAGGCAGGACAGGAAGGUGAGACGUAGCUAUGUGAUAGGUCGAAUGGACUUUGCUUCUUGUGACAUACCUCUAUUUGGUUGGAAAACUAAGUUGCUGUUGAUCAUCAGGAGAGUGCUCUUGAAUUGUCAAUUAUCCUGUCCUUCCAAAGUCUAGCUAAACAAGUGAGCAAUUUAGUGGACCAAUCGCAUAGCUCCAUUUCAUCCUUGUCUUUUUCUUUUCCUGUUGACGAACAUGCGAUUUCAACUAUCGGCCUGCCAAAAUAGUGCUGCUUUUAAAGCUCGAUCAUGUCAUCUAUGCAUUGCAUGGGCAUAUCAUGAAAGAAAUCAACAGACUGUUUUCCUUUUUAUUUAAAAAGCAUAAUGCCUGGAAGCUUCUGGAAUUUAAAUGAGUGGUUUGUUUAGUAUAUCAAAUUUAUCGAAAAUACUCAUCUCUUCUUAGACAAUAUGGAAUAUGGUGGUAUAAAAGCGAAACGUGAAAACUUUUGUAUCAUUUAUCUUUGCUCAGUAUUAUGAUUUUGAUAAUGAUCUGGAAUGCUCACCAAAAACUAGACAGUUUUAACAGGUUUUAGACUCUCUAAUAAAAUUCACUGAGUAUCUUAGGCAAAGUUGACCCAUAAAGCUCAUAGCAGCCAUCUUGAAUUGGGCGCUUUACACUCUGAAGCCUUUCCAGUCGCUGCCAGACUAAAUACAGGGUGCUGAUACUUUAAAGUUGACUUUUAACCCAUUGUAUUUCUCUGCUCCGAAAAAAUCUAGCUGCGCAACGAGCAGUCUCUCCGUGGAACUGAGUCUGAUGUUAACGAGAAUUCGUCUUAGGCACGUCUACGGGUUUUUUAAUUCUGUGAUGUGGAGAUCGGUGCAAACAUUUUUAUCGAAAAUUAAUCAAAUAUUAAAAAGUAAAUAUUGGUUAAUUCUAAUGGGAAUAAAAUAAAUGUUUGGAUGAAUAUUUGUGCGUGUUUAGAUUACUCUGUUGUUCAUGUACUUAACCUCUAUGUGUUUGGUGUUGUCGCACAGUCCAUGAACAAAUUGCCUUAGGAAUGAAUUGCGAUGAAAAUCUUAGUGGCCUUUCUUCCUUAUUUUUGUAGAUCUUGAUACGCAUUUCAAUGAGACAAAUUUAGAUCAAAUUUCUCAGAUCCCUCUCUCCUCAGCAGGGAAAUUUUCUUCCUCCCCCCUGAUUCAUAUCAUUACUCAUGAAGUACCAAGAAUCUAAUUUAAGAAGAUAGGAAAACAUCUCAACUUCGCGCGUAAGCACCGCUGUCAAAAAAUCCGUAAGAUAAAAAGUAUUACAAAAUUUCAAGAGAAAGUGCAGUACUUAUCACAGUGUUUGACCAGUUGUAUGGAAUGAAUGAAGAAAAAAAUGGGAUUUGUUCAAUUCCAGCUCAGAAUAACAUGGAAAUGUCCAAAAUGCUAGGAUUUUUAAAAUAUUUGAAGCAUGUUACUGGCGAAAGUGAAGGAAAUUAAUGUUGGAUAGAUGUGGAAAUUUGUACGAAUAGUGUGCUUUCAAAUCUCAUUUCAUCUAACUCUUGAAAUGAUUCUUUGAUUUUGAAAAAAAUAUGGAGCCAAUUUUGCUCUUUCAGAAUUUUAAGUUGUCUACGCAGGCUGUCAAGGCAGCAUCUAGGGAUCACCAAACACAUGUUCAACAAUUAGUAUGCUAGUGUAGCAUUUUAUUUUUUUUGAAACAUUCUUCAACAUAUAUGUACAAAGCAUAUAUUAAAUUAUCAACUGAUGAUAUGACUUUCAAUGGGGGCUUUUAAGAAUAACUUGUUACAGUUUCAUUAGAGGAUGGAAACAAAUCCUGUUGUUUUUGCCUCAAUUUAGAAUUUUUCCAAACAGCAUUAAAAAAUUGCUUGUCUGAAUUCGGAUCAUUUCUGAUUUAAGUGAACAUUUCAAUUUUAAUUUCUCAAGUGGCUCUAUUUUCAUCGCAAAUUCCUAAAGAAGGCAAAUGUGUUUUCGUGACCUAGGUGUUCUUUCUUUUUUCCCCCUUUUUACUCUACAGCGAGUUACUGACAUUGUUGCAAAAGUCUGUCCUUAUUUCCCCUGUUUUCACGCCUCUCUAAAUUGUUGUAAAUAGUUUAUAUUUUUAUUGUGUAAAUAUUUUAAUAAUCUGAAUCUUUUAUCUAAAUGUUUUACCCGCCAAUGCAAACUCUGAAAAGAGUUGCUGUAUUGCACAGAUAAUAUCUAAAUUAUUGUAGAGGUUUUAAGUAUGCUCUGUUCAAUAUUGCAACUCUGCUUUGAUUAACAUAUUUUAAUAACUAGGAACUGAAUUUAUUACUUUUUGUUUCUUUGUUUCGUUUCAGUUUUUAAUUUCAAUAGAGCAAUUUUAACAACCUGAUGGACUCAGAAUGAACAAAUUUAUGUAACUUUUGAAUCUCUAUUCAUUAUUGAAAAAAGCAUGAUCGGAAUCUUUGGCCCUCGAUUUGAUUGAGGUCCCAAAUUUUCCAAUUCGACUGUCAGCUUUUGAUUCGUCGUAUUUUUAAUAGCCCCCCCCCCCCUUUGGAAAUGAUCUUUGGAACUUUUUAAUGAACUGUAUGGGUUUUUAAUGAAAUUUUACGAAAUACAAACUAUAUUACGACCCUGCAAAUAUUCCUUGCCACUGCCCCAUGUUUAGAUAAUGCUGCUCUAAUUUACGAAUUCUCCUUCCUUUUAUAAAUUUGAAACCGACAAAGAGCUGACUCAAACAAUCCAAUGUCUCUUGUUACAAAGCACCUCAUUUUUGAGUGGAAGCUAAACCUACCACAGUUUUAUUCAUAAUACGAAGAUUUGCUGUGAUAAUGGUGAUUUUGCAAACAAAUUUACAAAUUGUUAAAUCACAGAAACAAUUGAUUUAAAAUAAUCUCUUUCCACACGUUAUCACAUUUGUAGCUUCAAGGAAAAGUAGCAUGAAUGAGCUUGGCUCGAUUUACUCCGCCAAAAACUCCCUUUCAAUUUUACUGGUGAAAUUUCGGUGCCAGAAAGCCUUUAUUUAUUUAUUUAUUAAUUUUUUAUCUUAGGUCAGAAAAAAUUUUAAGUUCCUAUUUAUUAAUGUAACUCUACUGUCAGUCCAUUCUUUUUUAAUUCAUCUUUUUUUCUAUUUUAUGUUAAUGUCUGCUGAUAAGUAACCAUAAAAUAUUUUAAUUGAGAACUCUAUGUUUCUUUUGUUAUAUAAUUCCAAUUUCUAUUGAUAUUUUUGAGUUUAAUUUUAAAUAUUGUUUUGUUUUGAAUUUAUUAUUUAUUGAAUGUUUCGCUGUGUUUGCAUGAAACUUGUACAGAGGCACUAUUCCCCUAUAUUUAUUUGGUGUCUACCCGUAGAGCUACUUAUGAGCGGACAACGAAAAUUUGUGAAUUUUAAUGUGUAUAUACGACCUAUUAUGUGCAUUUAUAACUUGGGUAAACAUACAUUCCUUGAGUCUAGCAAUGGUCGAGCUUGCUGGUAACCACUUGCAAAUGUAUUCUGCAAUUUUGUCAACACUCGAUUAGACUGAUACAUUCUUCCUCUGUUAGUUUUGUAACUAAAUUUUUAUACCUGUGCGAAUAGGAGAGGAAACUACAAGACACAACUCCUGCUAAUAUUUUUCUCUCUACACUGCUUUACAAUGGCCUGGUUGAAAGCAUUUUCAUUCUCACCAUCAUUACUCAGUGGUGAUUUUUUACAAACUCUCAUGUGAUUGUUUGAUCUACAUUCCAUUCUAAUAUCUGUGAAUAUUUUCGUUGAUUAUCGUGUUUUUUAUUAAUUGCAUUUUAGGUGAUAGUAAUGUAAAUGAUGGUGACUAAGAAAAUGGAAUACAUCAGCUAGUUAAGAUAGAAAUUAAGUAAAAAAAUAUUUUGCGACUAGGCUUAAAUAUAAAAAAUUCAGAUCGGUAGCAGUCACUAAAGAUGACGUUUUGAGUAUGACCGUUCCAUGUUCAGGAAAAUGUUUUCCUUCCCUAAAAAUAAUCAUUUCAACGUUUAUAGAUCGUUUGCACUUUUACAUAUCCUGUGAUAUUAAAUGAAACAAAUAAUGCUUUAUGAAUAUUUAAUCAAAAGUAAUGCAGUUUCUUUUUUUUCAUUUUUACUGAAGCUCUAGCUGCAGUUUGUUUCGAACAAUUCCAUUAAGGACUACGUACACAAUAUCAAGAAAUUUAGCGUUGGCUAAUUUGUACAUUUUUUAUAAGAUAUUCCAUCCGGUCUCCUGAGUGAAAUGAGCUUUUAAACUUGAAAUUUUAUGUGGUCAUCUCCAAAAAAUCGGGUGUGAUAAGUUCAUGUUUUGUUGAUUUAAGAAGCAUUAUCUUAGGGAGAAGAGGCACUGCCGCUGAGUCGAAGAUUCGCAGCCUUUUGCUUUGAGCUAAGUUAAACGUGCCGUGCUGUCUUAUCUCCUCAGGCGGGGCAAGAUAAGAAAAAAGGAACCCACUCCUCCAUUGCCUACAUUUGUCCACUUCUUAAAGCUUGUAUAACUGCUGGGAAACGCCCCUUUCAGACCCUAUUUCCUUGAGACUGGCAUAUAGAAAGCCAGAUUUGAAAAGUUCAUCUUACUCAAGAGGUCGUAAGGAACAUCACAUCAAACAAUCCGAAAUUUUGCCAGAACUAAAUUUCUUGAUAUUGUGUUUGUAGUCCUUUCUCAAACCAUGGUUUUAUCAGCCAAUAUGUUCGUUGAUAUGAACUAAAAAGUAGGUGUUGACAGCCAGUCAAUCGUCAUUUAGGGGACGGCUAAGCAUUGAUGGAAAUGCUGUGUGAUCUUGUGACAUUGACAUUGACAUAUACAUCGAUUGCACGACUAGGAUGAUUCAGUUUAAGUGUGAGAAAGGAAUAUAUUUGCAGGAUUUAGUGUAGUGCCUAUUAAAUUUUGUUAAGUCCAAUUCCUCUUUUUUAUUUCAUAUUUUUAAAAGUAGUCCCUGAUUAACAGGCAUGUCUAGUAUAUUAUAGACUGCACAAAUAUCCCGGUGUUACUCUCUCUUGCCAUGAACCCUUUUUCAUCUGUAUAAUAGUUUUAUUCAAAUUAUCUUGUAAUUGCAACAAUAAAUGUUACGUGUGAUUUUUAGCCUCAGCUCUGAGUGUAAGCAUUGGUCUAAGCUUUUAAAUAAAUUGAGUAUUUUGUAUUUUUAUACUGAUUUUAGUCACGUUUUGAUGUCAUAUCGACCGGCUUGAUACUUUUUAACUGACUCACUUGAUGUGGUUUGUAUAAAUGAAUGUAUGUUUUUACAGGAGACUAGUACAUGUAUGUAAAUAUGUAUAGAUAUUGCUUGUAUAUGUUUAAAUAAUCCUUUGUAAUUAUCCUACUACUCACGUUUUACAUGUUCUCCUUAAGCUGCGAUCUAUCAGAGGAGCAACUUUUUUACUCAUUUUCUAGACUGAAUUUUUGUAUUUUUUUAGCUUUCUCAUUCUUCUUUGUUUUUGUUUCUUCGAUUCUUUUUAUUUUUCUAUUUUUUCAGUGCUAAGCAAGAUUUUGUCUCUCAACGGACAGCUAGCAGUUUUAUUUGUUAAAAUUUGUUUGAUAAUUAAAUUCUUCAAUUCCGAUUCACGUGCGAUUAUGUAGCUACCGUCCAAAGUUAUUUUAUCGAAUUAACUCUCCAAAGUGAGAUUUUUAAACAAAUCCCUAUCACAUGAACUCCUGAUUUUCACUUGUAUUCACUCGAAAAACGGACACCAAAAAAAAAUGGUAAAUAUGGCUGAGACAAACGUCGAAAUGCUUUGAUUAUUGAUUUUCGUAUGUUCGUUUUUGGCUUCAUGAAAAAUUAAAAUUAAAGGAACACACUCAAAAGAUGAAGUAUCAACCUGGAUACCUACCUUGAUUUCUCAUCAAGUAUCUAAGUAAAAUCUAAUUAAGUUGUGUGCGUAUAUCUUGCUACAUGAGAGGAUUGAUCUGAACUCAAGAAUUGUCAAUUAACUAAUGAGUGAGCCCUCACCUUUUCUCAAAAACGUUUAUCUCUUGGAGUAAGAAUAUUUUAAAUGCUUAUGAAAUGGAUGUUUAAUAUUCUCGAUAGCCAAGACAUUUGGUACACCUAUCAAGGUUUUUGAGUACUUCAAAUUUUGGGAUUAAAUGAAGACCUACUACUAUCAGUUUAAUAUGAAAUGUCUUGCAGAAAUUCAUGAUUUAUAAGUUUGGACCCAUCAUCGUCACUCUGUUUAUCCUCGCUGUGCCCCCCCCCCUUCGUUUAAUCACCUCCUUCAGUGAUUUCUAUCCAUUCUCAGUUAGGAAAGCAUCAUUGUUUUUAUACUUGCCCCUUCCUCUUCAGAAUGUCUUAUUGUUUAAGUGCUUUGUGCGUGUGGCAUGCUUCCUUUCAUAGCCUCGUUGCUCAUGACGGUCAAUACUUACUGUUAAAUAAAUUUUGUUCAAUCAUUGCGAGGGAAAUGCAUUUUUUCCCUACCAAGCUAAAUGCUUACUUUUUAAGUUCGAUUUUUUAAGCGACAAUUUUUUUUCUUGUAUUGUUUAACAACAUAUCAACAAUGUUCAAAAAUUUAUUUUUGAUAUGAAUUAGUUUAAUCAGCGUGAAUCUUUUAAAGAUGUCCGCCGUUGAAAAUCAAGCAUUUUACGGGGAUAGACUGCACCGACUGAGGGAACUAGAUUCUCAAUAGAUGAGGAAUUCUUUUGAAAGGAGAUAUAGGUUUUCAUUCGGAAGAGUGAAGAUUUUUAGGUUUCACCUCUCCUGCGUUUCUGUUCUGUCUCCUGUCAACUUGAAAUUUUGCUUUUUCAUUUGCCGCAAAUAACGGGUGGACUAGGAAGUCUCUGGUGACUUCAGCAGAAAAAUCCACUUUUUUUAAAGAUCUAUACUUAACUGUAGAAUUUUAUUGGUGAGCUUGCGGGUGAUUCAUUCCACCCUCUCCAAGUUAGGCAAAUCGUUGGCAUGACCAUCACAUUCUUGCAGAGGUCAAUGGUGGCCUUCACAGCAGGGAACUUGUCGAAGCAAGCAAGAUAAGAAGUCCUCUUCCUUCGUCUUUAUUUUGUAGAAUGCAUUACAGAUUCCAUUGGUGACUUGCCCUUGAGUUUUGAUGUAUUGUCACCCAAUUCUUGAUCUCAUUCAUCCAUCUCAACUAGCCACUGAAGUGAGAAUCUAGUUCUGUCUGUCUCCUCUCUGUCCGUUCAAAUAAUAAUUUUUUCUGUCGUAAAGUAACAACUAGGUAGGUUAAUUUUACAUGGGUCAAUGAUCGUACCUAUCCCGCUUCUCUUUCCUUUCCUCCAGUCUUUAAUAUUUUGUAACUACUCGUUGCUCUUACAAAUGAUCCCACUUCUUGUUAGUCUUUCUCAUUAUCAUAUUCCAUUAUUUUUGGGAAUAUUCAACAAUUUUUUCUUUUCUUUUCUUUAAAUUUCUGGUCAUGUAUCAACCGAAUGGUGUCCCGUACGUACCUCAAUACUUUAAAUGGAUCAUUCUCAUUAUGUUAGAUUUUGUAUCAAUUUUUAUCUGUGUGCCAAAUUCUCUUCGCUUGUCCAGAAAUCUAUUACCUCCAGUAGCACUGUGCUUUCUUUACAAUCAACAUACUUAUAAUAUCGAUAAUGCUCAGUAUAAACACAUCCUGAUACUUAAAAUUUCCUAGUGUCAAUGAAACUGACACACUAGUUCUGGAGAAAAAUUUUCUACAAAUGAAUUAUGAAAUUAAAGUUCUUCAGUAUGCUGAUUUUUCAAAGUCUAUUUUAUUGCUUGGAUUUGAAAGCGAAUGUCACCCAUUAUUUUACUACCAUGAAGGUAGCCUAUCUGUAUGAGGAUAAGACAGUCAGCUGGUAACAGUUUAAUCUGGUCACCUCCUUUUUCGCUCGCUGCUUUACCGUCGAAUUAGCUAUGAACCAUGCUUCUGAGCACAUAAAUGCUUUUGAAAAUCUCUUGGCUCCUGUUUUAUUUUUGAUAAAGACUGAAACCGCAUGUUAUCUGGAAACAAGCUUUCACUUCCCGCUGACUUGAAGAUAGGAAAAUAGAGGGAAGAAACAGAAGAAAUAAAAGUUAGAAAAAAUUAAAUUGUGAAUCAUUUGUGGUAUCUGUUUACUUUAAGUGUUAUAAUAUGUAAAUAUAUUUUUAUUAUUUCUGUUUGUAUAAAUGUUAAUGAGUCUAGACCAUUCUUUGUGUGUAGGUAUUUUGAUAUUCAAAUAAAUUUAUAUCAAUGGA